UCAUCUUCCUCGCCUCGCCUCGCUUCGCUUCACUUCACUCCUCUGAAUCUAACAAAAAUCUCGAUCGCCAUUUUCAAAUAAAAGAAAAGAAAGAAAAGAACAAACAUUUUCUUGAAUUAAUUUGAUUUGUCUUUUUUUUGUUUGUUCAUUCUACGAUUCAGUUUUGAUAAUCACAAUGUCUCUAUUGGUAGACAAAACCAGCACUGGCCGUGAAUACAAGGUCAAGGAUAUGGCGCAGGCUGAUUUUGGUCGUCUUGAAAUUGAUCUCGCUGAGGUUGAAAUGCCUGGAUUGAUGGCUUGCAGAACCGAAUAUGGACCAGCACUACCUUUCAAGGGAGCAAAAAUCACUGGAUCUCUUCACAUGACGAUUCAAACCGCCGUCCUCAUUGAAACCCUAACUGCUCUCGGUGCUGAGGUUCGUUGGUGCUCCUGCAACAUUUUCUCGACUCAGGACCAUGCUGCUGCUGCCAUUGCUCGUGAUAGUGCCGCCGUGUUUGCCUGGAAGGGGGAGACUCUUCAGGAGUAUUGGUGGUGCACUGAGCGGUCCUUGGAUUGGGGCCCUGAAGGUGGUCCCGAUCUGAUCGUCGAUGAUGGUGGAGAUGUUACGCUUUUGAUUCACGAAGGAGUUAAGGCGGAGGAGAUCUAUGAAAAAACAGGGACGCUACCGGAUCCUUCUUCAACUACUAACUCAGAGUUGCAGAUUGUGUUCACCAUUAUUCGUGAUGGAUUGAAGACCGAUCCUAAGAGGUACCACAAGAUGAAGGAGAGAUUGGUCGGUGUUUCGGAGGAGACAACUACUGGUGUGAAAAGGUUGUAUCAGAUGCAAGCUAAUGGAACUUUGCUAUUCCCCGCCAUUAAUGUCAAUGAUUCUGUCACUAAGAGCAAGUUCGAUAACUUGUACGGCUGCCGCCACUCUCUCCCAGAUGGUUUGAUGAGAGCUACUGAUGUUAUGAUUGCUGGCAAAGUUGCUGUUGUGUGUGGCUAUGGAGAUGUUGGCAAGGGGUGUGCUUUUGCCCUCAAACAAGGUGGAGCUCGUGUGAUCGUCACCGAGAUUGACCCAAUUUGCGCUCUUCAGGCAUUGAUGGAAGGCUUCCAGGUCUUGACACUCAACGAUGUCGUUUCCGAGGCAGACAUUUUCGUCACCACCACAGGCAACAAGGACAUCAUCAUGGUGAGUGACAUGAGGAAGAUGAAAAACAAUGCAAUAGUCAGCAACAUUGGUCACUUCGAUAACGAAAUCGACAUGCAUGGUCUCGAGACUUUCCCUGACGUGAAGCGCAUCACGAUCAAACCUCAAACUGAUAGGUGGGUGUUCCCGGAUACUAAAACAGGCAUCAUCGUGCUUGCCGAGGGGCGGCUAAUGAACUUGGGAUGUGCCACUGGCCACCCUAGCUUUGUGAUGUCCUGCUCAUUCACAAACCAAGUGAUUGCACAGCUUGAGCUUUGGAAUGAGAGGAAAACAGGAAAAUAUGAGAAAAAAGUGUACGUUUUGCCCAAACAUCUUGAUGAAAAAGUUGCUGCUCUUCAUCUUGGCAAGCUUGGAGCUAAGCUCACUAAGCUCAGUAAGGAUCAAGCUGACUAUAUCAGUGUCCCCAUUGAAGGUCCUUACAAGCCUGCUCAUUACAGGUAUUGAAAGGACCACCCAGUGAGACGAUCGAUAUCGGUUGGAACGAUCGGACGGGUUUGUUGUUUUUCUUGUCUUUUUUUAUAUAGAAUUAUUUCAUCAUAUAGAGUUCUAGGUUUCGUUCCAUUCGAAUUCGACUUGGUUAAUUAGGACAAAGAUUAAGUUCUUUUUGCCUAAAAAUCAAAUGGACUGAAUAAGGUUGGAUUUGUGUUGUGUUGUUACUUCCUUGCAGUUUGUUUUGGCUGCAUUCUUUUCAUAAAAGCAAAGAAAUGACAAACAGUUUCAUUUUUAAUUUUUCACGAAUAAAUAUAUACUUUUAUAAUAA
Molecule: messenger RNA, 1949 nt
Organism: Cucumis sativus (cucumber)
Lineage: Eukaryota; Viridiplantae; Streptophyta; Magnoliopsida; Cucurbitales; Cucurbitaceae
Product: adenosylhomocysteinase
Exons: 2
Coding region: 176-1633 (485 amino acids)
Biological process (GO): L-methionine cycle
Cellular component (GO): cytosol
Molecular function (GO): adenosylhomocysteinase activity
Source: RefSeq, a predicted model, not a curated record